Metarhizium acridum CQMa 102 is the source of this 576-nucleotide messenger RNA. RefSeq lists its product as uncharacterized. The record is from RefSeq and is a predicted model, not a curated record. NCBI's taxonomy places the organism in Eukaryota, Fungi, Ascomycota, Sordariomycetes, Hypocreales, Clavicipitaceae.
AUGGGCCCCAUUUCGACGCCGCUUCUCCGGCACAUGUACCGGCAAGCAUCUCAAGACCCAGACCGUCACUCAUUCGCUCUCUGGCAAAACCUACUGCACGAGCGAUUCCCAAACCCAGAAGUCCACUCUGUGGUAUGCGACAUCCCACCAGCCGAUAGACCGGCGCGCGAUGCCGUCGUCGUCAGCAGAUACGAUGCCGUCAGAAACACAAUGACCCCGUUGCUGUGGGUAGAAUGCAGGGUACGCGGCGGUACUGUCGAGGCUCUGGAAAGACAAGCCGUCGAAUCGGCAAAAUCGUGUCUGGAAAGAAGUGGCUUGCCAUCUCUCUUCGUCCUCACCGUGGUGGGAGUUUCGUUUCGGGUGUGGCUGUACGAAGAGGAUGCUGAACAGCUCACUUCUCUCUAUGGGAGCUCAAAUGUCGCAAAUUCGGGGCAAUAUAUCGAUGUCGAUGCAGACAAGGCAGAUCUGUUGAUGCUUUUCUUUGAACUGGCCAGGACCGGCGCUAGAAAUGUGAGAGAUGCACGAGAGCGUCUUCUGGGCCAUCUCGUGGCACAGACAAACGGUCAUAUGGAGUAG